UUUCCCUCCUGACCAUCAUGUGCUACGACCGCUACGUUGCCAUCUGCAAACCCCUGCACUACGGGACCCUCCUGGGCAGCAGAGCUUGUGCCCACAUGGCAGCAGCUGCCUGGGCCUCUGGGUUUCUCAAUGCUCUGCUGCACACAGCCAAUACAUUUUCCCUGCCCCUGUGCCAGGGCAAUGCCCUGGGCCAGUUCUUCUGUGAAAUCCCACACAUCCUCAAGCUCUCUUGCUCAGGCAAACACCUGAGGGAAGUUGGGCUUCUUGCUUUUAGUGCUUUUCCUUUUUUGGAAUGUUUUGUUUUCAUUAUUUUCUCCUAUGUGCAGAUCUUCAGGGCUGUGCUGAGGAUCCCUGCUGAUCAGGGACGGCACAAAGCCUUUUCCACGUGCCUCCCUCACCUGGCUGUGGUCUCCCUGUUCCUCAGCACUGGCACAUUUGCCUACCUGAAGCCUCCCUCCAUCUCCUCCCCAUCCCUGGAUCUGGCCCUGUCAAUUCUGUACUCGGUGGUGCCUCCAACACUGAACCCCCUCAUCUACAGCCUGAGGAACCAGGAGCUCAAGCAUGCCCUCAGGAAAAUGAUGACUUAUUGUUUUCUGCAAGCACAGACCAACUGCUUCCUGUGCAGUGACUUCCAGGGUACAUCAUGA
Molecule: messenger RNA, 647 nt
Organism: Myiozetetes cayanensis
Lineage: Eukaryota; Metazoa; Chordata; Aves; Passeriformes; Tyrannidae
Product: olfactory receptor 14J1-like
Exons: 1
Coding region: 18-647 (209 amino acids)
Biological process (GO): G protein-coupled receptor signaling pathway
Cellular component (GO): membrane
Molecular function (GO): olfactory receptor activity
Source: RefSeq, a predicted model, not a curated record